UGGCGGCGCCCAUCUGAAUCUGCAAUUCGGACUUCAAGUGAAUUUUGGUUUUGGCGCCGAUUCGGAGUAAAAAUUAAAGUUCCGGGUUUAGAAUUUCAGCAGCGGAUGGUCGCAGAGAAACCGUCGUUAGAAGUUUCACUUGUUAUUUUAACAGCAGAAAUAAUGCUGAUAUCUGGAACCCAUGUCGAACGUCUGUGAAGAGAGGGUAACGAUGAUUGCAGCAGGGGAAAUGCAGGAGUUUGUUCCUUUUGGCCGUGACCACUGCAGGCGCCACCCUAAUGCCACGAAUCUUCAGCUUCGGCAGCUGCAGCCUGCUUCAGAACUGUGGUCCUCCGACGGUGAUGCGGGAUUGGUGGGAUCACUGAGGGAAGUUACGAUCCAUGAGAAACAGAAGGAGAAUUGGCAUCUAAGGAAAGGCUCUUGUGACAUUGGUGAAGAGCUGGACUAUGAUGAAGAGCUGUAUGUGGCUGGUAACAUGGUCAUCUGGAGCAGAGGAAGUAAAAGCCAUGCUUCUUCAGUUUAUAAGGCAUUCACAGUGGACAGCCCUGUCCUGCAGGCACUAUGGUGUGAUUUCAGCAUUCCACAGGACAAGACCGAAUGCAUGAAAGCCCAAGAGAAGACAGAGAAGUGCGUAUGUAUUGUACAGAGAUCCUGUGUGAAUGUACACACCGUGGAUGGGAAGGACUACAUUGCCCCAUUACCUUUUCAGGUUGCAGAUGUUUGGGCAACCAAAUAUGGGUUAAUUUUUGAGCGCAAUAACCCUGUGCAAGAAGUACCUUUAAGUCCUCUGAGAGAGCCACUACCUACUAUGUUCAGCAUGCUGCACCCGUUGGAUGAAAUCGCACCCCUUGUAUGUAAGUCAACAGUAGCCGUGACCAAUAUAACAAGAGUACAGUAUGUUGCUGACUAUACGCUGAAAAUCGUUUUCUCCAGCUCGACCCCAUCAAUCAUCAUGACUUAUGACACAGCACAGUGCCUGCAUGCAGUUUGGGCAUUACGCAAAAUUAAAACUGAGGAGCAAAACACAGUUCUAAGGUGUCCCAGCACUUCAGGAACCCCUCAGCAGAUUGUCACCAGCAGUUCCCUGACUGCUCACCUCAGGAGCGUCUCGAAGGGCGAGUCACCUAUAGCUUCUCCGUUCCAAAACCUCUCCUCCUUUCCGAACCAGAACAGAUCCGCAGUCUCACCUGGUGCACACUCUCGCUCCCACUCUCCUUCCAUUUCAAAUAUGGCGGCUCUGAGUCGAUCUCAUUCCCCAUCCCUGGGAGCUUCAUCGUUUUCAGGCGUGCAGCGGUUCAACUUAUCAACCUACACCCCAUCUCCAAAGCGUGGUCGAAAUUCCCACUCACCAAACAGCACUCUGAGUGACUCCCUGCUGGUGCCUGAAACUGAGCCGGUCAUUCCGGAGUUGUGCCUUGAUCACUUAUGGACUGAAAGUAUGCUCAACAUGAGAGAAAAGAAUUCUCAGGCUGCAAAAGUAUUUAUUACCAGUGAUCUCUGCGGUCAGAAGUUUUUAUGUUACUUGGUGGAGUCUCGCCAUCAACUGCGGUGUGUGAAAUUUGAAGAAAGCAAUGAUUUGACUCAGCUGAUUUUCGGAACAGUUACUGUCAUACAAGCGAAAGAUGCUGCUCCUAUGGAGAGUGUCAACACAAUGGUGGUCCUGGAAAGUAACGGCAAUCUGGUGCUGUACACUGGCAUUAUUCGGGUAGGAAAGGUGUUUAUUGCUGGACUUCCAACUCCCUCAUUAUCUGUGUCCAACACAAUACCUCGGCCUAGCACUCCACUGGGCAGUGUCAGCACUCCAGCUAGACCUUCAAGCAGACACCCUGGUACACUGGAUGAGGCUGUGUGGCCCUCCCCAGUCCCUGAGCUGAAUGAUUCCACAAAGAUUCAUGACUCGCUGUACAUGGAUGACUGCACUUUCCACCAGAUUGGAACAUACAUUCACUCCCUGCGGGAUCCUGUCCAAAAUAGAGUUACCUUGGAAAUGAGUAACGGUAAUUUAAUUAGGAUCACUACGCCCGAAAUAACCAACUCUCAAUUGGUGAAAAAGUGCUUGCAAGCAAUAAAAUAUAUCCUCCCGAAAGAGGUUGCGGUACAAGUUUUGAUCAAGUGGUACAAUGCAUACAAUGCACCUGGAGGACCCAAUUAUCAUUCAGAGUGGAACAUGUUUGUGAUCUGCCUCAUGAACAUGAUGGGCUACAGCACAGACAGGCUCACAUGGACACGCAAUCUUGAUUUAGAAGGUUCACUGUCUCCUGUGAUUGUUGCCAAAAAAGCCAGGCCUUCGGAAGUUGGUUCAGAUGAGGACUGGGAAUACCUGCUUUCGUGUGACUAUCAUCAUAAUUUUGAGUCUCACCUUUUGGCCAGUGCCCUGCAUUUAGACCCUUUAGAGGUGUUGCAUCCCAAAGAAGAGAUAUUUCCAAACCUUGGCCUGGAUUCAACAACUCUACUUUUCAGUCACAUUCCUGCCAUUUUCUUUGUGCUGCAUUUGAUCUAUGAGGAGUUGAAACUGGAUAACCUGAUGAGGGAGGGUGCACGUUCACUUGUCAUUCUUCUGUAUCAGCUGGCAAGAGAUUUGAAGCUGGACAUGUACAUGGAUUCUUACUGGAGGGACUACCCAUUCUUGGUGAAGGCUUUGAAACAAACGUGUAAAAUUGAUCAAGCACAGACAAGACUCAUGCACCAGCCGCCUUUCCUCACUACUGAACCUCCAAGCAUCUAUCACUGGCUGAGUUCUUGUCUGAAUGGUGAUAUCAUGUCCCCUUUCCCUUACCUUCCUGGCAUCUGUGAAAGAACAAAAUUAAUAGUGCAGAGCUUUGCACUGUACAUACUUGGUGAUGAAAAGGCACUUUCCUAUGAGUCAUCCAUGUAUUUAUCUAGAAUUGCAGCAGGGCAAAGGAAGCAGCAAGCAGAGGAAGACAACAAAAGGCUCAGUUUGAAUCCAUGCGCCUUGUCCUCCAGCUUAGCGGCAAAGCUGGUGGUCUCACUUACAAACCUAGGAUUUACCUUAAAGGAUUUGGAGUCUGUUCCCUUUGGGGUUGCUCUCCCAAUACGGGACGCUAUUUAUCAUUGCCGUGAACAGCCUUCCUCGGAUUGGUCUGAAGCUGCCUGUUCACUUAUUGGACGUCAGGACCUUUCCAAGCAGGCACAUGAAGGAAAUCUACACAAGACAAAAUCUGCUAUUGGGCACGUGUUGCUAUCUGAUGGAGCCUCUGGGAAUGAAGCUGAGGAGGAGGAAGAUGGAAUGAAUGACAUGAAUCAAGAUUUGAUGUCCUUAAUCUGGAAUGAAGAUCUGCGUGUUCAGGAAGUUCGACGCCUGCUUCAGAGCACGCACCCUGUACGCGUUAAUGUUGUACAGAUGCCAGAAGUUAGUGACCACGAGUAUAUCGAAGAGAAGGAAAACAGGUUACUACAACUAUGCCAACGAACCAUGGCACUUCCUCCAGGAAGAGGGAUGUUCACUCUAUUCUCUUACCAUCCGGUGCCAACUGAGCCACUUCCUAUUCCAAAAUUAAACUUGACUGGACGAGCUCCGCCUCGAAACACGACCGUUGACCUGAACAGCGGGAACAUCGAUGUGCCGCCCAACAUGGCCAGUUGGGCCAGCUUUCACAAUGGGGUGGCUGCUGGACUAAAGGUAGCCCCAGCUUCCCAGAUAGACUCUGCCUGGAUCGUGUACAACAGACAGAAAAACACUGAGCUAACCAACGAGUAUGCUGGCUUGCUGAUGGCGCUGGGGCUCAAUGGGCACCUGAGCAAACUGACUACGAUGAGCAUUCAUGACUACCUCAGUAAGGGCCAUGAGAUGACCAGCAUUGGAUUGCUGCUGGGAAUUUCAGCUGCAAAACUGGGCACAAUGGAUAUAUCGGUUACACGUCUCCUGAGCAUUCAUAUCCCUGCACUGUUACCUCCUACCUCAACAGAACUGGACGUCCCCCACAACUUGCAGGUUGCAGCUGUUAUGGGCAUAGGACUUGUAUACCAAGGAACUGCUCACCGGCACAUUGCAGAAGUGCUUCUGACUGAAAUAGGUCGUCCUCCAGGUCCCGAGAUGGAGAACUGCACCGAUAGGGAAUCAUACUCUCUGGCUUCUGGUCUCGCUCUUGGCAUGGUCUGUCUUGGACAUGGGAGUAACUUGAUAGGCAUGUCUGACCUGAAUGUCCCAGACCAGCUGUACCAAUAUAUGGUAGGAGGACACAGACGUGCCCAACCUGGAAUCCACAGAGAGAAGCACAAAUCACCCAGUUACCAAAUCAAGGAAGGGGACACUGUGAAUGUGGAUGUUACAUGCCCUGGAGCUACGCUGGCUUUAGCCUUACUUUAUUUGAAAACGAACAACAGAUCUAUCGCAGACUGGCUCCGAGCCCCGGACACUCAGUACUUGUUGGACUUUGUGAAGCCAGAAUUUCUUUUAAUGCGGACUCUGGCAAGGGGAUUAAUUAUGUGGGAUGAAAUAAAGCCUAACCCAACUUGGAUUAAUAGCAACAUACCACCUAUUGUUAGACAGAACAAUGCAUCAUUAAACACAAUGGAUGGGCAAGUACCUGAAGAUGUUGACUUGCAAACCAUGCGCCAAGCUCAUAUCAACAUUAUUGCUGGUGCCUGUAUGGCAAUGGGCCUUCGAUUUGCAGGUUCUUCUAAUGCAGCAGCUUUCAAUUGUUUGUUCAAAUAUGUGAAAAUGUUCCUGGAAUCUGUGUCCUCACCUGUGGCAGCACUGGCUGGCCACCACAACCUGGAAACCUGCUUGAGCGUGGUUCUACUUUCCCUUGCCUUAGUGAUGGCAGGCACUGGGAACCUGAAAGUCCUCCAGCUGUGUCGAUUCAUGCAUAAAAGAACUGGAGGAGAGAUGAAUUAUGGCUUUCACAUGGCAGCUCAUAUGGCUCUUGGUCUCUUGUUCUUGGGAGGGGGAAGAUACUCAUUGUGCACAUCUAAUUCUGCAAUCGCAGCUCUUCUUUGUGCACUUUAUCCUCGCUUCCCAGCUCACAGCACUGACAAUAGAUAUCACCUACAGGCACUGAGGCACUUGUAUGUUCUUGCUGCUGAGCCACGUCUCCUAGUGCCAGUUGAUGUGGAUACAAACACUCCAUGUUAUGCCCUCAUCAAGGUUACCUAUAAGGCUUCUCAAUGGUGUGAGGAAAUGACAGUAAACCUCAUGGCGCCUAGCCUUCUUCCUGAAUUACACUUACUAAAAGAGAUCAAAGUAAAAGGUCCCAAGUAUUGGGAGAUUAUGAUGGAUCUCUCUAAAGGACCACCAAGUUUGCAAUCAAUUCUGUCGAAAGAUGGUUUUCUUUAUGUCAAGCUCCGAGCAGGACAUCUCUCCUACACAGAGGAUCCGAAAGGCUUUCGUAGUCUUUUAGCUCAGACAUUCACUCACAGAAAUCCCGAGUUCCUUUCUAUCAAGCCUGAAGCUGUUUCAGCUUUUACCUCUGAUCCAGCUUUGCUGUCAUUUGCAGAGUACUUUUGCAAACAUUCAAAGAAAGAGGGACAGAAACAGGACAUGCUAGACUUGCUCUCAUCCAUCUUAUAUGAAUGUGUUACUCAAGAGAAGCCAGAAAUGUUACCUACAUAUAUAGCCAUUGAUCAGGCGGUGCGCAGAUUAGAACGGAAAGAGAUGUCGGAAACCUUCGAGCUGUGGCAGAUAAAGUUAGUGCAGCAGUUCUAUAACUCUGUUUGCCUCCAGGAUAAAUUUAAAAACAGCACCACUGGACUACUCAUCAACCCUGAGUUCCUUCUUGCCAUGAAGAACAUGUUGGAUAAAACCCUGGAUCAGUGGCUCCAUGCAUCAGGUGAUGUGCUAUUACAUUCCUACCUAAGUAGUCAGCUUGUGGAGGAAUCUCAGAUCAGUAUGCUGGCUUGUUUCCUAGUCUAUCAUUCAGUCCCUACACUCCAGCAAAUUGCAGCAACAGGAAUUGAAGGUACUGCAAGUUUUUCUGAACUCCUGCUGAAAUUCAGCCAACUACAUUUACCAGUGCAGGCGCUGCUGAGGUUAGCCCCAGUGAUUCUUGGUGGCCCCCGAGCAAUGUUGAUUUAAUGGUCACUGGUGCUUAUUAUGACUCUAGGCCCAGUGGGACCAUCAUCAGAUUCUCUCUCCUGUCCGGUUACAGAGUUGGGUCUGGGUCAUUUAGAAAGAUUUUUUAAAAAGUACUUUUUGAUUGUUGUUGUCGGAAAGCAUGUUAGCAAACACUUAAUCCCACCAGUAGUUGCCGUCUGGUCUUAGAUGUGCAUCUGUUAACUGAAGUUGAACUGAAUUUGUGAAUAAAAACACCUACUUUUGCA
Molecule: messenger RNA, 6279 nt
Organism: Carcharodon carcharias (great white shark)
Lineage: Eukaryota; Metazoa; Chordata; Chondrichthyes; Lamniformes; Lamnidae
Gene: anapc1
Product: anaphase promoting complex subunit 1
Exons: 48
Coding region: 182-6034 (1950 amino acids)
Biological process (GO): metaphase/anaphase transition of mitotic cell cycle; anaphase-promoting complex-dependent catabolic process; protein K11-linked ubiquitination
Cellular component (GO): anaphase-promoting complex
Molecular function (GO): molecular adaptor activity
Source: RefSeq, a predicted model, not a curated record